AUGCCACUUUCAGAAGCGAGCAACCUCCGAAUCUUUGUGGCAGGUCUCAUUAUAAUCAACCUGAGGUCCACAUUAAUGAGCCUUCUGGAAUCAGUCUUGCCCAUCACGAUACUGGGGUCGAUCGCUUUACUGGCCACUAUCUUGUGCUUUGCUUCGCGUCGCGUCUUUAUUGCCGUGCUGAUUGCCACAAUCUGUCACGUCAUCGGCGUCCUGACACGAUAUGUGUACAAGGAAGAUGCUGACCAACUCAUCAUGAAUCUCCUUAUAUCGUUCUUUGCCUGGGCUCCUUAUCUUCUUCCGGCGCCGUACGAUUGGCACGUUACGAUAGACCUACAUUACCUGCUGCGUGGUGGCAAAUACUGGCCGAUGACAAUCGUAGCCCCUCCGCCGAUCGCAGUUCUCCUAUUCAGUCGCUGGAAUUCUGUUUUCAACCCAAGAGAGCCCAUACGAUCGUCAGUAGCCAUCACACUCAUGAUUCUCUUUAUGGGCCACUUCGCUCAAUAUCUUGGUGUUGCGUCGGUACGCCGCUUCCCAGCCAUCAAAUGGUUCUUCCAUAUCAGAUUGAGUCCCGAAGUCGACGGGUAUAGAAAAUAUUCCGACGAUGAGGAGCAAGGGGGAUUUCUUGCUUCGUGA
Molecule: messenger RNA, 633 nt
Organism: Aaosphaeria arxii CBS 175.79
Lineage: Eukaryota; Fungi; Ascomycota; Dothideomycetes; Pleosporales
Exons: 2
Coding region: 1-633 (210 amino acids)
Source: RefSeq, a predicted model, not a curated record